This is a messenger RNA of Brugia malayi, 594 nucleotides long. RefSeq lists its product as uncharacterized. The transcript is spliced from 4 exons. The coding region runs from base 1 to 594 and encodes 197 amino acids. Lineage: Eukaryota; Metazoa; Nematoda; Chromadorea; Rhabditida; Onchocercidae. The record is from RefSeq and is a predicted model, not a curated record.
AUGAUUCAUCCAUUUUCUCUAUCGCCCUCACUUCUCACUCUGAACACUCUUGCUGGUAAAAAAGCUGAAUUAUGCAUCCAGACAUAUCCCAAUUUACGAAUUACGUGUGCUACUGCUUACGAGCGACGUCUUCCACUCAACGAGCAUCAAUGUGGUGAUCUGUGCUUGAAAGUGUCCGCCCGAACAUGUCAAUACAACAGAAUGAGAAGGAAAUCAUGCGUACCAUCCAUAACACCAGCAAUUGGCUCCCUCGUACUCCUAAGCGAUCAUUGUAACUCGGGGCUACCGAGUUACGUAACUGGGGACGUUACUUCCGAGCGGCCAGCACAUAUUGCACCGAGUGACAAAAAGACUACCAAUGUAGGUGAACGGGGAAAGUCCGUGGAGAGAGGCAAUAAGUCAAUAGUGAAUACAUCCAAAUCGAAAGCAUCAGCACUUUACUACUACUCUCCCAGAAACGAACAACAGCAUCAUUUCCGGGCUGCUGCCGGUCUAUCCAACAGUGCAUUAGAACAUAUUAUUACAAAACAUAAUCAAAUUGUGCACCUGGUUUUUCGACUUAUAUUGAGCGACCGAUGGUGUUCAAGCGAUUGA